UUUUUUUGUCAUUGUCUUUGUAGAUAUUUGGCUCAUUGUUUAUGCGACCACAACGAUGAUCCCUGGACCAUCAUUCGUGAACAUCUAUAUCUAUAGUCUUGCAUUUGUUGUAACAGCACAAACAAAUAUUGAAUUUUUAUCAAAACCUGUAAUUUUCGGAGAAACUGCUAAGCUUUCGUGUACAGUCAACACUACAAAAGUCGUACGAGACAAUUCAGAUAGCAGAAGUUGGAAAGGGGGACCUUUAAAUGCAUUAAUGUGUACAGAUGGUGUUUGUACAGAUCAUAGAAAAUAUCACGAAACAUUAGUAAAGGAUCAACAUCAAGUUAUCCUAGAAAUACACAAUUUCUCGGAGUCUGACGUGGACUGUGAUUACUGCUGCAUGUUUGGCGCUGAAUCAAUAAGGAGAAGGUUUGAGCUUAAUGAAAGGGAUUACGCAUUUCACCCAACGAAAGAAAUGAUAAUAGUUAAGUCGGACCUUCAGCGAGGACACUUUACUAUUGACAUCAAGUUUGGAAAAGUGUGGCCAACACCUGUCUGCGAAAUAAUGUUCGAGGGAAUUAACUUUGUGAAUAGAACCAGCAUAUCAAAUGGAAAAAAUGGUAAACUGUAUUCUACAAGUAUUAAUUUGGAGCAUCGAUUCAGAAGUGACUUUUGUAGUGGAGAAACAUUUGUUUCCUGUCGUAUUGGUACCAAACAUAUAGAAGUUCACAGGAAACGAUUCCAUACCUGUCCUGUUUCAUUGACUGAGAAUCCAGGAGACCAAAACAAUAUGCCUCUGAUGUCAAUACUCAUAGUUGGUUUAUUGAUUUGUAUGGUGAUGUCUGUAUAUGUUCUUUUGAUGCUAAUACGGCAUAAUAUAUUCAUCAAGAAUAUUUCUGAUUAUCUAACUGGGAAAUCGUAUGAUUAUCAUGCGGAAAUCAAACUUAAACAAGAUAUUGAAACUACAGAAGAGAAAGUGGGUUUAACACUCAAAUGGCAAAAAGGCAAUGAACAACGCAAUGUAUAAAUUGUGAAAUUCAAGCAGUUUUUCUCUUUCAUCAGUGCCCUUUGUUUAAAGUAUAUAUACAGUUUUGAAUUAAUUUGUAUAUGUUUGAUAUAUGCUAUUGAUAUUUAAACAAUUGUGUAGUUAUCAUAUUAUGAUAGUGUUUCCAUUAAGUAAUAUAUAAAUUCAUCAUAGAUAACUGGAUAUAACUGUGUACGCCAGUCUACAAACGACUUAUCAGUGACACUCGAAUAAAAAAAGGAUAAAAGGCCAAAUAAAGUACGAAGUUGAAGAGCAUUGUGAGAUGGAGUAUUGGAAAUAACAUUGUGCUGCAGCUUGCUUUUUCCAGUGAAUGCAUAUUGAAGAAGUUUAACAUUAAACGCUAAUAGAUAGGAUAUCGAAUAGAGAUGUAUUCAAGUAAAUUUAUCGUUUUUCU
Messenger RNA from Mytilus californianus (California mussel), 1421 nucleotides. RefSeq lists its product as uncharacterized. NCBI's taxonomy places the organism in Eukaryota, Metazoa, Mollusca, Bivalvia, Mytilida, Mytilidae. The record is from RefSeq and is a predicted model, not a curated record. Bases 56 to 1009 code for a protein of 317 amino acids. The transcript is spliced from 6 exons.